Molecule: messenger RNA, 783 nt
Organism: Venustampulla echinocandica
Lineage: Eukaryota; Fungi; Ascomycota; Leotiomycetes; Helotiales; Pleuroascaceae
Product: putative cell cycle control protein cwf16
Exons: 2
Coding region: 1-783 (260 amino acids)
Biological process (GO): mRNA splicing, via spliceosome
Cellular component (GO): U2-type catalytic step 1 spliceosome
Source: RefSeq, a predicted model, not a curated record
AUGGCAGAGCGCAAGGUGCUUUCGAAGUAUUUCCCACCGGACUUUAAUCCAUCCUUGAUUGUUCGAACACGAGGCCCAAAGCAGGUCGGCCCCAAAGUCCAAACAGUGCGGCUUAUGGCGCCUUUUCCCAUGAAAUGCACUGCCUGUGGAGAGUAUAUCUAUAAAGGCCGCAAAUUCAACGCACGCAAGGAGACCACCGAAGAACGAUACUACUCUAUUCCAAUUUACCGCUUCUAUAUCAGAUGCACGAGAUGUUCGGGAGAGAUUACAUUCAAGACUGACCCUCGCAAUAUGGAUUAUGUGAGUGAGAGGGGUGCAAAGAGGAAUACUGAGCCGUGGCGCAUGAACGGUGGCGGCAAACAGGAGUCCGAUGAAGAGAGGCUGGACCGCUUGGAAAGAGAAGAAGAAGAGAAGAAUGCAAUGCAGGAGCUUGAGACCAAGACCCUCGAUGCAAAGAGAGAGAUGGCCGUUGCUGAUGCGCUGGACGAGAUUCGGACACGGAAUGCGAGGAACGAAAGAGUGGGGAAGGACGGGCUGGAGGUAACUGUUGUGAGGGAGAGCAUCGACGAAGAGAGGCAACGGCAGGAGCAGGAGGACGAUGAAGCCGCUCGACUGGCGUUUAUGAAGCGGUACGAGGCUAUGGAAGAGAUCGUCGUCGAUGACGAGGAUGAUGACCAAGAAGCCGCCCUAGAAAUGCCGCCACCGAGUUUCAAGCGUGUGAAGAAGAAGAAGAAGGAUCAUGCUGCUGCUUUGGGGAUCAAAAAGAAGCCAUCUCUGGUCUGA